GCCAAGCCCUGGCCCGGCGGAGAGCGGGGUUCGCCGCCGCCGCUGUCGCUCCAGUCGCCGCCCCUGGCAGCGGGGGAGCCCGGGUGCCCCCAGCGCAGUGACACCCCCGCCCCGCCCGCCGCGCAGCCCGCAGCCCCGCGGAGCCGGGAAGGGCGAACAGCACCUGCCAAAUUUUUGAGACAGCUCACGGCUUAGGGGAAGGCUCAUCUAAAUAAAGGCCGGCUAAAGUGACAUAGCAGGACUUAAUCCUCCACUCGCCGGCCGCCCGCCCCGGCCGGAAGGCUGUUGGCAGCUUUCUUCUUUCUGGGGCUCCAGAUGAUUAGGUCUCGGGCCCUGCGACCUGCCGACCUGCCGGCAAGAGCCUCGUGAAAUGAGGGAGGUCAGAGCUGAGCGCCAGCAGCCCGGGCCCCGGGGGCCUCCACAGUGAUAGAUCCUCUGACCCUCAAAGGAAAUAGCAAACCGGACCGUGGUCCCAGGACCAGCGCCUAGCCCAGAGCAUCAGGCUGCACUGCGGCCAGGAAGUUCCUGCAGCCGGACAGGGGGUGACAGCGGUGCAAGGACGUGCGCCCCCCGCACAGUGAGAGCUGGAAGUCCAGCACAGGAAGGUGAGGGCCUCCGGGGAAGCUCUGCGGGCUCCGCUGCCUCCUGCAGGCCGGCUCUGAUGGGCUGGGGCCCUGGCGGUCCCUAACGCCCCUCGCCCACCCAAGGGGCCUCUUCUGCGCCUCCCAACCUGCCGCUGGCCGCGCCUCCUGGCUGAGAUGGAGACGGGAGCCGCUGCGGUGCCAUGACGAUGACAGCAGUGUGCGUGGAUGGAGGCGGCCCGGUGAGCCCGCACUGCGCCCGGUGGGACCGGCGGGACAGCGUGGAGAGUGGCUGCCCCACGGAGUGCAGCAAGGAGGAGGCCGAGGGGCAGGCGCGCCAGCUGACGCCCUUCGAGAAGCUGACCCGGGACAUGUCCCAGGACGAGAAGGUGGUGAGAGAGAUCACGCUGGGGAAGCGGAUCGGCUUCUACCGCAUCCGCGGGGAAAUCGGCAGCGGGAACUUCUCCCAAGUCAAGCUGGGGAUUCACUCCCUGACCAAAGAAAAGGUGGCCAUUAAAAUCCUGGACAAGACCAAGUUAGACCAGAAAACCCAGCGGCUGCUCUCCCGUGAAAUCUCCAGCAUGGAGAAACUGCACCACCCCAACAUCAUCCGCCUUUACGAAGUCGUGGAGACCCUGUCCAAGCUCCACUUGGUGAUGGAGUACGCGGGGGGCGGGGAGCUCUUCGGGAAAAUUAGCACCGAAGGGAAGCUCUCGGAACCAGAAAGCAAUUUCAUCUUCUCCCAGAUUGUGUCUGCUGUGAAGCACAUGCACGAAAACCAAAUUAUCCACAGAGACCUGAAAGCAGAAAACGUGUUCUACACCAGCACCACCUGCGUGAAGGUGGGCGAUUUCGGGUUCAGCACAGUGAGUAGAAAAGGGGAGAUGCUGAACACGUUCUGUGGGUCCCCUCCCUACGCUGCGCCUGAACUCUUCCGAGACGAGCACUACGUGGGCGUGUAUGUGGACAUCUGGGCCUUGGGGGUGCUUCUCUACUUCAUGGUGACUGGCACCAUGCCAUUUCGGGCAGAGACCGUGGCCAAGCUGAAGAAGAGCAUCCUCGAGGGCGCGUACAACGUGCCUCCCCACAUGUCGGAGCCCUGCCUCCGCCUCAUCCGGGGAGUCCUCCAGCCCAUACCCUCUGAGCGGUACGGGAUCGACUCCAUCAUGAACCAUGAUUGGAUGCAAGGGGUGCCAUACCCCACCCCUCUGGAACCUUUCCAGCUUGACCCCAGACAUUUGUCAGAAACCAGCACCCUCAAAGAGGAAGAAAAUGAGGUCAAAAGCACCUUAGAACAUUUGGGUAUCACAGAAGAGCAUAUUCGGAACAACCAAGGGCGAGAUGCCCGCAGCUCCAUCACGGGGGUCUAUCGCAUCAUUCUGCAUCGGGUCCAAAGGAAGAAGGCUUUGGAGAGUGUCCCAGUAAUGAUACUACCAGACCCUAAAGAACGGGACCUAAAGAAAGGGCCCCGUGUCUACAGAGGCAUAAGACACACAUCCAAAUUGUGCUCAAUUUUAUAAAUUGCGUCAGACUGGUGGUAAUUAACCAAGGUCAUUGUUGCUGUUUUUAAACUUUUUCACGGUCAACUUGGUGGGGACAUUUUUAUAAUUUCUAAAUAAAUUUAAAUUUAAGGUAUACAUUCUUUCCCCCAAAAGAAGUGUAUUAGCUCAAAUUCUGGCUUGAU
This is a messenger RNA of Myotis daubentonii (Daubenton's bat), 2265 nucleotides long. RefSeq names its product NIM1 serine/threonine protein kinase (gene NIM1K). Gene Ontology annotation, molecular function: ATP binding; tau-protein kinase activity. Gene Ontology annotation, biological process: protein phosphorylation; microtubule cytoskeleton organization; intracellular signal transduction. The record is from RefSeq and is a predicted model, not a curated record. NCBI's taxonomy places the organism in Eukaryota, Metazoa, Chordata, Mammalia, Chiroptera, Vespertilionidae. Gene Ontology annotation, cellular component: cytoplasm.